Messenger RNA from Rhincodon typus (whale shark), 1220 nucleotides. Its product is annotated as GA-binding protein alpha chain-like. The coding region runs from base 387 to 854 and encodes 155 amino acids. The transcript has 3 exons. Gene Ontology annotation, molecular function: DNA-binding transcription factor activity, RNA polymerase II-specific; sequence-specific DNA binding. Gene Ontology annotation, biological process: cell differentiation; regulation of transcription by RNA polymerase II. NCBI's taxonomy places the organism in Eukaryota, Metazoa, Chordata, Chondrichthyes, Orectolobiformes, Rhincodontidae. The record is from RefSeq and is a predicted model, not a curated record. Gene Ontology annotation, cellular component: nucleus.
CCUUGUAUCCACUGUGUUUAUGUGGCAGGUCCAGUUCAGUUUUCAGUCAAUGGUAACCAUAAGAUAUUAAUAGUGGGGAUUCAGUGAAGGUAACACCAUUGAACAUCAGAAGGCCUUAGUUAGAUUGUCUCUUAUUGGAGAUGAUCAUUGCCUGGCAGUUGUGUGGCUCAAAUGUUACUUGCCACUUGUCCGUCCAAACCUAGAUAUUUUCCAGGUCUUGUUUCAUUUAAACAUGGACUGCUUCAGUGUCUGAGGAGUCAUGGAUGGUGCUGAACAUCCCCACUUAUGGCCUUAUGAUGGAGGGAAUGUUACUGUAGAAGCAGUGAAGAUGUUUGGGCCUUGUACACCGCUCUAAGGAACUCCUCAGCAUCAGGACAUGUCUGCAGAUGACGAACCUCCAACAACCACAACCAUCUUCCUAUGUGUCAGGUAACAAUGGACAGAUCCAACUCUGGCAGUUCCUCCUGGAGCUUCUAACAGACAAAGACGCUCGAGAUUGCAUUUCGUGGGUGGGGGAUGAAGGGGAGUUCAAGCUGAAUCAGCCAGAGUUGGUCGCCCAGAAAUGGGGUCAACGCAAAAACAAGCCUACUAUGAACUAUGAGAAACUGAGUCGAGCACUUAGAUAUUAUUACGAUGGAGAUAUGAUCUGCAAAGUCCAGGGGAAGAGAUUCGUCUAUAAGUUUGUAUGUGACUUGAAGACGCUGAUUGGCUACAGUGCAGCAGAGCUGAAUCGCCUGGUUACAGAGUGUGAGCAGAAAAAACUGGCCAAGAUGCAAAUCCACGGUAUGACAGGACAGCCAGUCACCACAGUAACGCUGGCUGCAGCUUCCCUGCAGAGUGAGAAAGACAGCUGAAGCAUCCCUGCCUGAAGCUUGGCAUGUGUGGGAUGCUUAUCACACCCCCCUCCCCCAACUUAGAAUGACACCUGUCCUCCGGUAUCCUGGUUGGGUCAAGUGGCUUCUUCCUCCUUCAGCUUCCGGGACUGUACAGUGUAAACAUAAUGAGCUGCCUCAGAGGGAGGCCGAGGCUGGGACUCUCUGUCCCACUGUCUAUAUGUGCACUGCGUAAGCAGUGUCGAAAUGGAGCAAGCAAUGGUAGCAGACUUCACGGUAUAUUAAAAUGAAAAGUAUACCUGCUUCACCUUAUUCUAUCAAAUUUUUUGUUAUUUUUGCAGAUAUUUUUACCCUUAUGUGAAUUUUGAAUAAAAAAGGUAUACUCCA